Molecule: messenger RNA, 2004 nt
Organism: Elaeis guineensis (African oil palm)
Lineage: Eukaryota; Viridiplantae; Streptophyta; Magnoliopsida; Arecales; Arecaceae
Source: RefSeq, a predicted model, not a curated record
CACGUCGGCUCUGGGCCCGCGUCCAGACCUCGUUUUAAACCCCUACCACCCCCUCGCUUUGUGCCCUUCAAAGCCAAACCCGGAGCUCUACUCUCGCUCACCGUCACCGGAAUUGAUGGAAGAAAUCUUCUCUCCGGCUGGCUGGACUUCCGUACGGAUUGCCGGAAGCGUGCCGGAGAAUUUCCUCACCUCGAGAACCCUUCUCUAAUAACCUAUUCGGCGAACCCUAAGGAGGAAAGGUGGCGCCUUUAUGGAGAUCGGAAGCCAUUUCGAUCGCUGGGGUUUUGGUCUCGUGGAGGGAAAUUGCAGCGAGAUUGAAGCAUUAAUGGCGUCUUCGGUUUCAUUAAUGAGCCUUUGAUUGCGAUCUUUUUUUGUUUUGUGUCUUCUUUUGGUUAUGACUUUAAUGGGUGCUUGGUUCGUUCUAAGGGAUGUCAGAAAUUUCUAGUUGUAGUUUCUUUGCGUGAUCUUGUGAUAAAGGAGUGUAAAGGAAGAAAUCGGCGUCGGAUCUUCGCAUUUAUCGCGAAUUUGGCCAUUUUUGUACCGUGAUUUCGUGUUCUGGGCGUGGAAUUUGGUUAGGGUUUUAGAGUCUGGGGAGUUGGGGAAUGGAACGGUGGUAGAAGAAGGGGUGUUUUGAUCUCCGAAAGCGAUGCCAUUUCAGAUGAAGAUCCAGCCGAUCGGGCCGAAGGGAGCGGUGCGGACCGAUCCGGCGAAGCCCGCGGGCAAGUCGCGGCUGAAGCGGCUCUUCGAGCGGCAGUUCCCGAGCGUGCUGAGGAUCUCCUCCGCCGAGAAGGUCUCCGUUGCCGGCGUCGGCGAUGGCAAGGACAGAGAGAGGGACGACGGCGACAUGGUGGACCCAAGCUCGCUGUGCCUGGAUAGAAUGGUGCUGAGCUUCAUAGAAGAGGGCAAUGAGAAGCCGCCGCGGAGCCGCUGCAACUGCUUCAACGGCAACUGCGACGACAGCUCCGACGACGAAUCCGACAUCCGCGCAGGCGAUGCUCCCGCCGCCUCCGGCGACGCUGUAGAGAUCCUUAAGGGCCUGGUGCCAUGUGCGAGCGUCGCGGAGAGAAAUCUCUUGGCGGACGCCUCAAGGAUCCUGGAGAAGAACAAGAACAAGGACGAUUGCCGGAGAAUCGUCACCGACGGUCUCCAAUCUCUCGGCUACGACGCCUCCAUCUGCAAGUCCCGGUGGGAGAAAACCCCUUCAUUUCCGGCCGGGGAGUACGAGUACGUGGACGUGAUCGUUGCCGGCGAGCGGCUGCUGGUGGACGUCGACUUCCGGUCUGAGUUCGAGAUCGCCCGGUCCACCAAGACCUAUCGUGCCGUCCUCCAAUCCCUGCCGUCCAUCUUUGUCGGAAAACCCGACCGGCUCCAGCAGAUCGUCGCUGUCGUCUCGGAGGCAGCGAGGCAGAGCAUGAAGAAGAAAGGUCUCAGCUUUCCACCAUGGAGGAAGCCAGAGUACAUGAAGGCCAAGUGGCUCUCCCCCUACCAGCGAACCACCGCCCUCGUCACAACCCAACCGGAGGACGAGUCGGACGGCGGGAAGGCAGAGCCGGGGGUUGAUAGCAGAGCGCCCUGUUCUAUCUCGGCCGUCAAUUUUUCCGGCGAGUUCGAGCUUCGUUUCGAGAAUUCCGGCCGCUCCCCGGCCGCCAACCCUGGCGUGUCGGCGGAGAAGAAGAUCACCGUCGUAGUGUCGCCGUGGCAGCCGCCGGAGGUGAAACCAAAGACUCCGAAGCCGGGGACCAAGGUCGUCACCGGCUUGGCUUCCGUUCUCUGAGUCCGAAUUUUGGAGUUUUUGUUAAAAAAUUCGGUUUUUUUUUUGUUUUUUGUUUUUUUUCCUUUUUUCCUGGUUUUGCUGAGGGAAGAGAGAGAUAUAUACUACGAAUUCUCUCUGCGUUUCUUGUCCUAUAUAAGAAACUGUAAGAAGAGGUUUUCCUGCCUACUGGUAUAAAUAUAAUCUAAUAGUGUGAUAUAAAUAUCAAAAUAUAAAUAUAAAAUUAUAUCUUU